AUGACGGAGCAAAAAGGGAGGCUGGAUACUCUCCCUUUUGACGUUUUAUACCAGAUUGUGUUGAGUCUAGACGAUCAGGAUUACAACAAUCUUAGCUGGGUGAACAAAAACCUCAAUGUGCAGCUGCGCAAUGAGUAUCUGGCGAAGAAGAUUAUUGACCGAUACGUGUUGCAUACAAAGGAAGGGAAACAGGCUGUCAGAGGGAAGAUCACAUACCGACAGGCCCUGAGCCAUUCGCAUUGUAUCAAAGAGGCCUUUGCUACCGGGCAGCCAUAUUUGGCCACGAUCUUGGGCCACGGGACUGAUUUUUUGUACAACGCUGGCGUCUUAUGUUACUUACGCAGUGACACCGAGAUUCGUGUGCUCAACGUCCACGAAUCCGGUGAGACGGAACAAGUCAUCAACCUGGAGCGUGUCAUGGCUCGUAUUACAAGGGAUCCGACAACACCCCGCCUGGAAACUACCUUGCUAUAUUACAACGAGGGAGGCUUGUCAAUACUGGUCAAAAAUAUAAUGACGAGAACCAAGUACAUGGUGCUGCUGGAUGUGCAGCCGAAUGUAAAGACAGGAAGGCUGCGCUUUUGGUCCUCGGUGCAUGCCAAUGAACGAACCUGGGCUCGUCACAAUCGCACAUUUCUCUGGUGGGGGGCCUAUCAUGAAUAUUACCAUGAUGAAGACUACAAUCAAUGGGCCAUAGGCUGUGCCCAUCUUGAAACAGGCCGUCCUAUCACUUGCGAUCCGAUGCCCCUCCCAUAUUUCUACUCGGCAGGCGAGGUGGGCCAGAAUAUCUGUUUCGAGAUGCAUGGCAAUGACCUCUUUGUGGUGAGCAACCUGGUUGAACUGCAAGCGAAAAAGCUUCAGCGGACCUCUUGCUAUUCCUGGACCUGUCUCUCUCCCGCCCAUCUGUUGGGUCAGUCCAAGAUCUGCAGGUAUUACGCCUGGCGCCGCCACCAUGAAGAAGGUCCCAUAAAUGACACUUGGACAGAUCUGUCCCUCGAGACUGACGAGGCUACUGGCCGAAUGCUCAUAAUUGAGGGUCGCAGCGAAUGGAGGAAUGGUGGCAGUGUGCAAUGCCGUACCUAUUAUCAACAUGCACUUCCGUUUCCCGAGGAGAUCUGCUCAUCAGAUGGAAAUAAGGGGAAGGGGAAAGGUAAAGAAACAGGAGCAAGUGCCUUAUCUGAGGAGGCAUUCAGCAAUACGGAGCCGAGAAUCCGCCUCCCACGCCAUUGCCAUUCAGAAUACGACGUCAUCGACGACAUGUCCCAACGGCGAGACUUUAUUCUCGCCCGAACAAAGCACCACUCCUACAACCUAUCCUCCUCCUCCUUUGUCGAUCUGGUGAACGACCUCGAGACGGUCCCCAACAGCAUGCACCCUCGAGACUGCCUGCGUCUGCGGAUCGCGUCUCGCAAGCGCAAGCGUCCCGUUGACGAGGACGGUGAAGAGGGCAGGCCUGGCAUGCUGUACUGCCGGGAGACUGACGAAGAAAGUGGUGUGCCGAUCCAGUUCAGCGACGAACGGUUCGUCUCGCGCGGCGUCCAGCUAUGGCCGCCUACCUCUGCGCCCGCUGAGCUGAAGCGCCUCCUGUGUCCUAAUGGGGACACUAGGGACGUGCGUGCCUGCGCGGAUGAGCGAUCCAUCAUCUACUCGAUCAAUGACAGCACCGUCGACCCACGGUGCAACCAGCCGAAGCAGCUUAAGCGGCUUGUCCUUCUCAGCUUUGAUCCUCACAUCAGAUUCCCGAACAUGAAACCGCUACAGCUACACACCAACCAGCAACCUUCUACUCCGGCCUCGCCUUCAUCAUUCUCUUCCUCCUUCUCGUCCACUUCUUCUUCUACUACUACUACCUCUACCUCUACCGAUUACUCUAGCCAGAUGACAGGACCCUGGCUCUCGAAUCUGUAUCCAGAAAGACAGCCCUCAAAGUCUCUCCGACAGGAACCAGCGAUGCACAUGUACAUUCGUGAUGGGUUCAGGUUCCCCCGAUGA
Messenger RNA from Penicilliopsis zonata CBS 506.65, 1992 nucleotides. RefSeq lists its product as hypothetical. Gene Ontology annotation, molecular function: protein binding. Lineage: Eukaryota; Fungi; Ascomycota; Eurotiomycetes; Eurotiales; Aspergillaceae. The record is from RefSeq and is a predicted model, not a curated record. The transcript has 2 exons. Bases 1 to 1992 code for a protein of 663 amino acids.